AUGAACAAGGAUCAAAACAAAACUACAUCUCUAUCCAACACUCAAAAAGUUAUAACUUCAUUAGUUGCCGGUGGUUGUGCAGGUGCUACAGCUAAAACAACAAUUGCGCCAUUUGAUCGAGCUAAAAUUAAUUUUCAAGUUAGACCCGAUAAAUUUAGUUAUAGCGUUUGUUUUAAAUUUAUACGAGAUACAUAUCGAAAUGACGGUUUUAUUAGUUUAUAUCGAGGAAAUUCAGCUAAUUUAGUUCGUGUUAUACCUGCUGCAGCCAUUUAUUUUACAGCUCAUGAACAAUGGAAACGUCUGCUUGCUACAGAUAAAUAUGAAAAAACACCUGGUCGUCGGUUUAUUGCUGGUUCUUUAGCUGGUCUUACAUCAUCAACUAUUGUUUAUCCACUUGAUUUAGCAAGAGCUCGUAUGGCAGUAACUAACAAAACUGUGUAUACUAAUUUAUACGCCGUCUUUGUAACUGUUCUACGAACCGAAGGUGUUGCAUCUCUAUAUCGAGGCGCACUAUUAUCAAUGAUUGGCGUAUUACCUUAUUCCGGUUGUGUCUUUUUUACUUAUGAAUCUCUUAAAAAUAUUCGCUUAGAUUAUCAUUCUCAUCGUCCUAUUAAUAAAACAGAACGAAUGUUAUUUGGAGCUAUAUCUGGUCUUAUUGGUCAAACUGUUUCGUAUCCGUUUGAUGUUGUUCGGCGACGAUUACAAACUGCUGCUGUUAUACGACCUAAUGAAAGAACACUUGGUGCCAUAGCAACAGCACGUAAAAUUAUUCGUGAAGAAGGUAUAACAAGUGGUCUAUAUAAAGGUGUAACAAUGAAUUGGAUGAAAGGACCUAUAUCUGUAGGUGUUUCAUUCGUGACGUAUGAUACAUUAAUUAAGUUAAUUCGUCAAUCAUCUUUGUUUGCUCAAAAUACUUGA
Molecule: messenger RNA, 918 nt
Organism: Rotaria sp. Silwood2
Lineage: Eukaryota; Metazoa; Rotifera; Eurotatoria; Philodinida; Philodinidae
Source: the annotation of a GenBank genome assembly